AUGAAAAUUAAGAAUAAAACGAUUAAAAGGUGUACAAGAAAUAAAAGUUAUAAGAAUUCUAAAAUUAUUGAAGUUCAGAGUGAACCAAACAGUAUAUCUUCUAAUUUACAUCGUUAUACAAAUCAAUCUCAAAUUGUACAUACGAGUUGUUUGGAUGAUUCUAAAAGGUGUAAUGAAAAAAUUGAAAAGUUUUCCAUUAAAUCUCUACAACUUCCGGUUGAACAAAGCCUAAAUAAAUCCUUAACUUUGGAAGAAAAAGUUGUAAAAGCUCUGCCUUCUUUAGAGUUGAAUGAAAACUUAUGUACGAAAACUGACGAUAAAGCAACUGAAGUUCUUCACACUAACAGUAUUACCGGAAAAAAUCAGCAAGUUUCAUAUGCCGUAUUAGAGUGUAAAAGGGCGCUUAGAAACAACGUUACCAAGUUAAAUACAGAAAAAGCUGAUUCUUUGAUAAGUAAUAACUUCAAUUUAUCCGAAGGAGAAAGUUGCAACGAAAUUUUUGAAAAUGGAAAAAAUUCGGAGAAUAAGGUUGAAAAUUUUCAUCACAAUCUUAGAAGUAAAGCAUUGCGCAGUGAAACUCAUUCUAAUAAUUUUACAAAAAGUGUUCCUAUAAGUGCAGAAAAUUUUGUUAAAAUCGAAGAAAAAUCUGGUGAAAAAUUUACUAAAGAUUUAAGCAAGAGUGAUGAAAAUCUUAAUAAAAACCAAAUUGUCACUAUUAAGAGGAAAAGAAGAAACCUAUCUGAAAAUGAAGGAGAAAGUAAAACCAAUAAUGUUCCUGAAAAAUCAGAUUCAAGUAUUAGAGUAGGUUUCCAAGAAAAAGUAGAAAUGAUUAAUAGGGUGCGAAGGAAAUCAACGUCGGACAAAAAUGAAAAACAAUCUAUUAUUGCAACAAGAAGUAGUUCUGUUGAAAAUUGUAAUCAGGAAGAACCUUCCAAACUAAAAAUCGUCAAAGAUAAAUUAGGAAGUUUCAAUGGACACAGGAUUAAAAAAGUUUCAUUUCAGUCCCCUGAAAAAUCUGAUAUUUCCUUAUCUACAAAAUUAAGAAUACCCAAAGAAUCAGAUAAACCAUCAGGUAAAGACAAAACUCCAAUUAUAACAGAAUUGAACAUAAACCAGGAUGCUAAUGAUUCGGUGAAAGGUGACUGCAAUGAAACAUCUACAAAGGAGAUUAAUGACGUGCUUCCGGAUAAACCCCAAAAGACUGUUAAAAAAAUUCAGACUGAGAUCAAAAUGUUCAAGAGAACAACUUCACAGAUUUUUCCGAUUUUUGUUGAAGAUAAAGUAUCCAUGAAAUCGACAGCAGCCAUUGAAACUCCUAAUGAAUUAUCAUCUGUUACUAAACACAGAACAAGAAGCAAAUCUGAAGGUGAAGAACAAGUUGCCAAAGGAUCAGUAGAUCCAAUCGAUAAGUGUCCCAAAACUCAAAACGAGAAAAGAAAAUUGCUCCCUGAGCGGCCCAACGGUAUCUUCGCGAAAAAGAAGCUGGAUGUUGCUCAGGCACCACUUAUCAAAAUUAACGAGAAGCAGCAUGAAGUAUCUACAGAAGUUAAGGAGUGUUCCAAGAGUCAGGCUGAAAAUAACAAAAAAGUAACAAGAAAAUCAUCUUCAGACAAGCAUGAAAGGCUCUCUAUAAGUACAGAAUGUUUGCAGAAUGGCACUGAAGAGAAGGAAGACAAGUCCAUGUCAGAGCCUAAAACAAACGAACAAAAUACCAAAGCGCCGACUGAGAAAAAGACUUAUACCAAAAGAUGGCGAAACGAGGGUGAAGGUCAUUCGUAUCAAACUCGUCAUUCGGUUGAUAAGAAAAACGAGGUACUUGCUGAAGAAUCGCAUCAAUUAUUGAAAGAUUGUGUGAAACUUCAGAAUCACGCUCUCAAAAGAUUUACAAAAAAGUCGUCCGAUAAAAACGAAAAAAUCAUUGAAAACAUAAAUCCAAGUUUGGAAUCUAACGAAGUUGAUGCUAUGAUUUCUGAAAGAUUGGAUAACAAAGAAAAUUCUGAAAGUCUGCUGGAUAACACAAGGAUGACCAGAAACGUGCCUUUGAGAAGAGACAAGGUAUCUAAAAACUUGAUUGAUACCAGUGUACAUUGCGUUCCGACUUUGCUUGAAGAAAAUAACACAGACAGCAUAAAACAACUGUGGAAUACUUCUGUGGAUGAUUCCGAAGAGACGCAAGUUGAUGAUUCAAUCGAAGACACUUUAUCAACUUCCCUAGGUUCGAUCGAAGAAUUUUCGCCAGAAAAAAUCGUCCCUUUCCCAGAAAGCGAGACUCACAUUAAUUGUUCAAUUGUUCGGCGAUUGGAUUACGAUGAUGAAAAAUCAAAGGAAAUGACAACACUAGAUACCUUAGAAAACGAUGGACAAAGAUUAGGUAUGAGACCUCUUGAAAACGUAUCAGAAAGAAAAAUUACCGAGAAAAAGAAUUCGAAAGAUAAAAAUGUUGAAAUUAACUCUGAUCGGCGUUCAACGAGAAUAGCUCAAUCUGUUUUUCAGGAAAAAAGAAAUAAACCAGAACCUAUACCUAAUUCUAAGCCAGUUGAUAACGGGACCAAAGCAGUUUUAGAUACAGUCGUCGAUAAUCUUGAAAACCUCGAGAACGAAAUUAAAGCCUAUGUUAUCAUAAAACCAGGUGUGGAAGACGUAACCGAACCCAUAGUUAUCGAUAAUACUACAGCUUUUCAGCCGUUAAUGCCGCAAAUUCCUGAAUUCUCCCCUGAACCUAAAAGAGAAUCUCUUAAAUCCUUUUUACGAAGUAAGCGCAUCGCUCGUCACUCUCUGAAGAACAAUGAAAAGACAGCAGAAUCUCAGGAAAAUGCCCGUGCGAAAGUAACCACAGUUGAUUCGACGAUCAAACAAAAUCACGAUGGCUCCGUAGUAGCCAACGAAAGCGUAAUAAAUAAUAUUUCCAAAGAGUCAGUCGCAAAUACCCAAUCACUAACUGAUACUAAUAUUGUUAAUGAUAUUGUUUCCGUCAAAACUUUCGUGAGCGAUGCAUGUCUCGUCGAAAGUUUAGCUAAAGAUACCAUUAAUAAUCUCGAACUAUCUUCUUCCAAAAGGACACCCCGCACGCGAACCUCGUCCAGAGCCCAAGAACCCGAGGACAUCCCAAGCGUUGCCGUCCCGGUAAGUUUAAACGUCGAGCCCAAGCUGGCAAUCGUUUCCAACAACAACCUGGCCGAUGAAGCCGAACCGAACAAGCACAGGCGAAAGAUGCUUCAGGUGCUCAAACGGAAGUGCACCAAGAAUAUUCAAAACAAAAAACGGUCCGAGAGUAUGCACAUUGCCACUGACGAGGCCAAUAUCACUUCUCUGGAAGAGGCCAACGACGACAAUGACGAUGAGGACAGUCUCGUGGAGAGCGAUGAGAAUCUGGCAGCUCGGCUGGCGCGGCUCAACGGCCUCGAGAUCCCACCCAUGGACAAUCUGGAUUCGGGUGUGCAAAGUCCUAGCGAUGACCAGCAGCAGCGCGUCGUCGACAAGAUCGUGCUGCGCUGCCCAUCAGGCUCCUCGUUCAUUGGUCUCAGUGCCGAGCUCCAGUGCAAGUAUUGUGACGAGACCUUUAUAACUCAUCGCGAUUUGAAAAAGCACACGCGAGUACAACAUCGUCAGCGUCUCAUUAUUAAGAUUACAAAGACAAUGUCGAACGAACGUGUGACACACAUGGUAGAGCCAAUGGCCAGUCCUGCCCAGAAAGAUUCGACCAACGACGAGGAUGAUGACGAUGACGAGGAUGACGAUGAUGACGAUGAAGAUGACGAUGAGGACGACGACGAUGAUGAUGAGGACGUUGGCGACGAUUCUCCCAUUCACUUUAACGGAGAGAGCCACGAAAGACAACACAGAGACAUGAACGGUCACAUCACCGAUGGCGAAAUCAAAAUCAUUGUCAAGAAGCAGGGUGACUCGAGGAACUCGCACGUCGUCAAGGAAAUCAAGAUAACUCCGCGCACGCCCUCCGACAGUGGCAACAGUAGCUGCAGGCUGCCAAGCUGCUCGCCAGCCAAGUCAGAUCUCAGCGGUGGAAGUGGUAGCUGCCGGUAUCCAGCUUACUCACCGGCCAAGUCUGACUUUGGUCAGGUUGCGGUUGUGCCACCAAAGAGACGAGGCAGGCCACGAAAGUACCCCAUAUUCACCGAAUCCGAGCUUAUUGCUAAGCAACUCGCGGCUGCGGCAUCCUCUCCUGUUCCAACUAAAAUCGUCGAAAUCAAUCAGAGCUUCCGUGAGGAGGGUGACAAACUCGAAUCCGUCUCGGGACAUGACAACCAAGACAAGACUGAUGUCCCAUUGGUCCAGUCAACGACGAACGAAGCAAAAAUCAGAAUAAAGCGAAAGCGGACGUUGUCGCAAAGUAGUCAAAGUAGUGUUAUACAGCAGGAGGAUAGCGAUGCGACUGCGAAAAUUUCCGAUGAACAGGUUGUGCAGGACGUAAAAAGGCCAAGGGUGUGUGAGGAGACCAUCGACGAGACAACGUCCACGUCCAUGUCGUCGAGUCUCUGUGAGCCGGAAGUCUUGGUCAAGUAUGAUAUAACAAAAGAGCUAGUCGUUAAAUUGACAAAAAUAGACACAGUUCCUACAGUUAGCACAGACUCCGAUGCCAAUGCCAGUGAAUCCGAGCGCGCUGAUACCGAGGAUACGUCAUUGUACAAGGCCACCAGUCUAAUCACGAGGCCAAAGAAGGUUGGACCAAGAUCGAAGACCAUCUUUGAUCAGCUGGAGGGUCUUAGUCAACGAUUAGAUCUGUCCAAAGCGUUCUUGGCAAGAAACAAGCUCGAGGAAAGCAAUAGCGUCGACUGGAGUAUCGCAGUGGAGAAGUGCCUGGCAAGUGGUAGUCCGUCGAGAGCGCAAAACAUUGCGUCUUCAACAAUAGGUGAGAGAUUAAACGCUGAAUCUACUGUUGUUGACAACGCUGGAGCUGAUGAUUCGAGUCAGCAAACACCAGCAGUUUCAGAAGAAACGGCUAACAAGAUAUUAAAAAGCAUUGCCGAGGUUUGCGGCGAUACCGAUGAUUCGCUGCUGGACGAUAAUUUUGAACCUGUUUCAGAAUCCGAAACGAUCAUAACACCGAGAACUGUGAACAAGGUUAUCGAGAGGGUGGUGUUGCCUCAAUCUUUAAUGAGAAGCAACACCAUCGUCACUUCAGCCAAGCCGAUCCUCAAGUCCCAAGCUAUCGCAACGGGUGUCCAGCAUCCGGUACAAUCGCUUCAGUCUCCACCGCCUCUGCAGCCCAUUCAUUUCCAGCAAAAUGGUCAGCCACAGCAGCAAGUGCAGUUGCUCGCUCCGCAACAGCAGUUCUGUAUCCUAUUUAUCCCCGAUGCUCUUUACAACACGGAUCCAACAAUGUCGAAAGAUGUCGCGCCUACUGCAACGAUCGUCAACUUUCAGCCUGUCCCGGACUCUGAGAUAGCUAACAAGCCGCUCAUCUACAUGCCUACCACGCCGACAAAGAUCUCAAGUCAUCAUGCUACCCCGUCCACUCCUAGCAGUAGCAUUGGCAAUGAGGAGCUUUCACGUUCGUUUACUUGCUCUACGUGCUCUCAGGUGCAGGACAUGAUCGGACGCCUAGAGGCGAGUCACGGCAUGACCGAAGAAGACAAAAGUGCCAUCAAAUGUCCCUACUGCUCCAACGACUUUCAGUCUCUGUUUUACCUCGAGUAUCAUCUUAAACAGGAGCAUCUCAAGUGUGAGAACGAGAAGCAGUGCAGACACGGGAGCAGUCUGCGCAUACCUCUGCACGAGAUCACCAACGAGUCCGAGGUCUAUAUCACAUUUGCUCUAAAAUGCCGCAGCUGCUAUGACAUCUUCAAGGGUGUGAAGCCGCUCAAUGAUCACGUCGCGCUCAAGCACAAGACACUCGUGCGUUUCAUUAAGCCUUCAGUCAAUACCCCCGCAGCCACGGCCACGGUGUCCUCGAGUGCUGCGGUGGCAACGGCUGCUUACCCGGCGCUCGCGCGCAGAAACAGUGGCAAACCGGUGCUGCUUCAGUCAGCUUGUCCUAGUGACUGCGUUUGUCGGAUCGGCAUCCGUAGUACAGCUAGUCCGUCGCAACGCGAGGAGAUGAUCAGACGAUGCCCGAGCGCCAUGCGUCGCCUCGAAAAGAUCGAGCCAGCUGCCUACGAAGUCUACAUUUGUACUCUGUGUAACAGCACUUUCAUGAUGAAGGACGAAGUUGUCGAUCACUUGAUGAAGAUGCACGAGGUCUCGUGCAAGUUCCCCUGCUACACUUGCCUCACGAGCUUCCGCACCCUCCAACUGCGGGAAAACCACCAAUGCUCCGAGACGACGUUCCAGGGUCUUGACGAGCUUUUCAACAUCGCCAUCCUGCCAACAAUCGGCAAUACGACUGACGCUGCUAAGAACAUUGGCAAAAAAUACCGAGGAGAAUCGCCGUCUAAGGACGAGUAUAGUAAAACGACGAAGCAGGGAUCGCCCCAAAAUGGUAUGAGGCGCAAAAAUAGUGCAUUCGAGGCGAUUUACGCGCUUUUGAAAAGUAACGAGGUCAAAAAGUCAAAGCUCCAUCCCAAUCAGAAACUACUUAAAAAGACUUCCUCGCGCAAGAAGCCCUGCAUCAAAUGCGAUAAGCGUUUUUGUUAUCGCAAACAUCUGCUGAAACAUGUUAUAAAUGCGCACAUACUUCCGGUAGAGAGCAACGAGGAAAUAAUGGAAAAGACUGCAGAACUAAUCGAAGCGUGGAAACACUCGAAGGAAAGUCCAUUUAACGAUCCAGAUUUUGCAGAAGUGCUGAGUCAUCACGAACCCAUCACUGGUCAAUCGCUAAAGAGACGUGGAAGACCACCUAAGGUCAAAAACGUUGAAAUCAUCAAGCCAGAAUCGUCGAUCGUAACAAGAAGCACCUCUCCAGUAGCGGUCAGUUUAGAAGUGCAAUCAGCUGAGAUUAGAAAGGCAUUGCCCGAACGUUGUGGAAGGUGUAAUAACAUCAUUAACCAGCUAAAUCGCUUAGUGUCUUCAGAUUCUGACGAGUCUGAAAGUGUUAAAUUCUGCGAGACUUGCAAAAAUGGUGGUCCGUCAACGCGUCGACGAUCUUUGGAUCUCAUGGAACAGGUCAAGACAAAGAAAAUCCGAGGCCGUUCAUCAUUAAAUCAUCUACAUCCUCGCUGUACUACCCCCAAAACUACCACAGCUGACACCACAGACUCGAAACCGUUUAACUGUAGAAAGUGCUCUGAGAGCUUUGUUUCGCAGUCUGAAUUGAAGGAACACAAAAACAACGUGCAUUCAAAAGACGAAGAGGUGUAUACGUGCCAAAUCUGUGACAAAAACUUCGGCACGGAAAGUCAGCUUGAAAACCACGCAGUAUUUCAUAAUUUGUUUACCCAAGUUAACGAAAGACAGGAGAUCGUUGGUGAAGAGUCUAGCGUCGUUAUGCGAGUUGGUGAUAUCACCAACGACGUCGAAGCUAGUGGUUCGUUUACAAAUACAACCAAUACGUCCAGCCGACGCGACUCAUCCGACAGCUGCAGCGGUGAGUCCAAGGAGCCAGAACUACAGUUUUUGAGCUGCACGUUUUGUGAGGAGGUCUACACGUCCAACGUCAGCUUGAAGAACCAUCUGAAGCGUGAGCACGGCCGACGCGCUUCCAUCUGCCAGUUUUGUAACGGGUUGUUAAUAGACACAAGCGAAGUACGGCAUAUGCUUGACUAUCAUAUAGUACCGAGUAAAGGAAAUCGAAAGACCGAAGACAUGGGUGAUACGCCGCAUUGCGCUGAGCCGAGCAACAUGCAGGAGGACGUGGAAGAGCUUGUACAAGUACUCGGCCGGCAGAGGUUACAAUCGCUCAUGAUGUACCACGACUUUGAAGGAAAAUGUAACAACGCGAUAAUGCGCUGUCCCAUUUGUCCGGAGCUCUUUGCUACGCGCGAGGCCUGUCGCCAUCACUACGUGUGGAACCAUGACGUAAACUGUCUACUAUGCGACGAGAACUUCCGAACUGGGGAACUAGCCAGCGGUCACAAAGUCAGCGCCCACACCUCCAUGGCAAGUUACUUUUGGUGCAUCCAGCGACUCGUCACUGCCAUUGUCAACACUCUCAGGCUAGAUCCUGGCCAGCCGUCGCACGUGCUCUACCAGAUGCUCGUACUCAAGCUCGAAGAGCAGGAGCGCCAGGAGGCCGAGCGCCAACAGCAGCUUAACACUCCGGAAAAUGUAGGCGAGCAAAAUAGUAUUGGAUGCCAGGAGGAUGCCACUGCGGGCACUGCAGAGCGGUGCUUCCUUGAGGAGGUUGUACUCAGCGAGGACCAACUACCUGAUGCCGGCAACAUGAUCGAGGUUGUGAUAGGCAGGGAGGACUCGGAGGACGACUUGCUCUCGAUGCUCAACCUUUCGCCAAAUUACGAGAACAGUUGCGAACAGCGCAAUAUACCCAAGUAUUCGGGAGAAGUGAUGCCCGAAGAUGAGGAAGAGGCCACGGAAAGGCCACCGGAGGCGUUGUUAUCAGAACAAGCCACGUCGAGGUCGACGACUCCAGCGUCGCUGCCGCCACAAACCGCAAAUAACUCGACACCGUCAACCCCAACGAGGAGCACAGUAGCCACGGUGCCGUCGAGUCCUACGGUUGAGAGCGAAGCGUCGUACGUGUCCUCGGGCGUUUGUAAAUAUAAAUUAGAUAACGAAAGUACAGAACAGCUCGUGCUCGUAGUCACGGAGGAAGACAUGGUUACUUACCGAAAUGAUAUUGGCACCCUCGCGGAGAAGAUCAGUGCGACCUGCGACUCGCUUACCCUCGAGGAGAUCGCCGAGAUGCUCAGGGUUUAUUUCGAGAACAUGAACGUGACAGCUGCCGUCACGUGAGCAGCCGUUGUUCAACCUCUUACUCUAUUGCUCCUCCCGGUGUGAGGACACGCGAAGCGAAAAAGACUCUUUCUAUACAUAAAUAUAUAAAUAUAUACAUAGCUGUCCCUAUUAACUCGGAUUGUAAGUUUACCUAAUUAUAUCUAAGCGAGUAUAAGAUGUGGUACAUACGUACGUGAAAAUGUAGUGAUACCCUGGACGGGAGUUACAUUGUAUAAUAAAAAAAAAAACCGCUGACUUGACGAGAGUCAAUAAAGAAAAAUAUAAUUAAGACGUUGGUCGGCGCGAUUACCGUUAAGUUAUUUUCAAGUCGUGAUGCAUAAACGAGAAACUUUUUUAUUGUAUGAAAAAAAAAAACAAAAAAAAAAAAAAACAAAUGUGUGAUGAAUUUUCGUCUAAUCAUAAAAAAAGUUGUAUUUCCCGUUUAAAAGCGGCAAACCAAACGUUUUUUCUGUAUAUUAAGUAGAAUUUUAUGUCAUUAAGCAAGCGUUGAUACUGUUUCAAAUUGGUGAAACUGGAAUUCUAGAAAAUAAAAUUUUCUUAACUACCAAUAUUUUGAAACGAAAUAUUGACGAAUUCUGGUUCCAUCAAGCGCUUAUUUCGUUUCAGCAUGUACAAAUUUAACUAUGUAAUCGGCAAAUCACUUAAGUGAGGAAAGCAAAUUUCAGUUUUAUAAGAUUCCCUCUAUUGUUACUUACUUUUUAUUGAUAAAACUUGAAUAAAUUGAAUAAAUACCAGUUUGAUUAUAAAA
Molecule: messenger RNA, 9556 nt
Organism: Copidosoma floridanum
Lineage: Eukaryota; Metazoa; Arthropoda; Insecta; Hymenoptera; Encyrtidae
Biological process (GO): regulation of transcription by RNA polymerase II
Cellular component (GO): nucleus
Molecular function (GO): DNA-binding transcription activator activity, RNA polymerase II-specific; RNA polymerase II cis-regulatory region sequence-specific DNA binding
Source: RefSeq, a predicted model, not a curated record